Molecule: messenger RNA, 2510 nt
Organism: Ciona intestinalis (vase tunicate)
Lineage: Eukaryota; Metazoa; Chordata; Ascidiacea; Phlebobranchia; Cionidae
Product: rab GDP dissociation inhibitor alpha-like
Biological process (GO): small GTPase-mediated signal transduction; vesicle-mediated transport; protein transport
Cellular component (GO): cytoplasm
Molecular function (GO): Rab GDP-dissociation inhibitor activity
Source: RefSeq, a predicted model, not a curated record
AUUCUGUGACACGCUGGCGUUUGCUUAGUGGGUGUUGGAUUCAUUCUAUAAAACGACUAUUUAUAAUGCUAAUACACUUCGUACACUAAAGUGUUAUUGCAUGAAUAUCGAAUUAAAUAUGCGCAGAAAACCUAUAGUUUGUUCUGGCAUAUUUCGUAACGGAGUGGUUUUAAUAAAUUCGUAUGAAGAAUAUUAUAAUAUGUUCGGAUUUUCAUUAGGUUUUAAGCAUUAUUUAAAUAUCCGUGGUAGCAAGUUAUAAAUUGUAUUUAUUUCAAAAUGGAUGAAUUAUAUGAUGUUGUGAUUCUUGGCACUGGUCUCACUGAAUGUAUUUUGAGUGGCUUGCUUUCCAAAAGUGGGAAGAAGGUUCUUCACAUGGACCGUAAUCAAUAUUAUGGUGCGGAAUCCACCUCUUUAACACCUUUACCGGAAGUGUACAAAUAUUUUGGCCUACCUGCCCCGAAUUCGUGUGAAAAUCCGCGCGAUUGGAAUGUGGAUGUCAUCCCGAAGUUCCUGAUGGCAGAUGGAAAGUUAGUGAAGCUUCUCAUCCACACAGAUGUGACGCGAUAUCUGGAGUUUAAAUCUGUUGAAGGAAGCUAUGUGGAAAAAAGUGGAAAAGUCUAUAAGAUUCCUUCCAAUGAAAGAGAAGCCCUUAGUACCAGUUUAAUGGGUAUGUUUGAAAAGCGCAGAUUUCGUAACUUCCUCGUAUGGUUAAGUGAAUACAACGAGGCCGAUCCUAAAACACAUAAGGAUGUGCCACCAAAAACGCCAAUGUCCGAUGUUUUCAAGAAGUUUGGAUUGGAUAAAAAUACAAUUGAUUUUGUUGGCCAUGCAAUGGCGCUUCAUCGUACAGAAGAGUUUAUGACAGCUCCCUGCAUGGAUACUAUACAGAGAAUCCAGCUUUACAUUGAAUCCAUCAAGAGAUAUGGAAAUUCACCCUAUCUAUACCCACUGUAUGGCUUGGGAGAGAUCCCGCAAGGCUUUGCCCGUCUAAGUGCAAUCUAUGGUGGUACUUACAUGCUGAACAAGCCAAUUGAAAAGGUGGAACAAAUAGAUGGUCAAAUUGGUGUUACAUCAGAAGGUGAAACAGUCAUGGCAAAAAUAGUGGUCGGUGAUCCAUCCUACUUCCCAACAAAGGUGCAGAAAGUAAGUCAAGUUAUUCGGGCUGUGUGCUUUUUGAAACAUCCAAUAACCAACACGUCUGAUGCAAAGUCAUGUCAAAUCAUCAUUCCUCAAAACCAGGUCGGCCGAAAGCAUGACAUUUAUGUUAGUUGCGUUUCAUCCGCUCAUAAUGUCUGUGCCAAGAACUGGCAUCUGGCCAUUGUUUCAACAACAGUGGAAACUGACAACCCUGAACAGGAGCUUGAACCCGGCCUGAAGCUUUUAAAGCCAAUUGCGCAAAUGUUUACAAAAGUUAGCGAUAUUUACCAACCCACUGAUGACGGCAGUGAGAGCAAGAUGUUCAUCUCCAAAAGCUACGAUGCCACAAGUCACUUUGAAACAACAUGUGACGAUAUCCUUGAUAUUUACAAGCGGAUAACUGGAGAAGAUUUCGACUUUUCCAAGGUCGAGAAAAAAGAACCAGAGCAAGAAUAAAUCUCCAUAAUAAAGUCUGUUAAAACUCCACUGACUAGUUGGGCAGAAGAUGAACCUUAUUUUCUGGAUUACAUAAUUGUCUAUUGAUUAUGUGCUGUGUAUUGUGUUAUAUAAUGAUCUCAAGAACAAAUUCUUCAUUGGCAUCUGUUUUAAAAUUUCAGUCCAAAUCCAUCAUAUUUAUCAUUGUAUUAAGUGUUCAGUUUACCAAUUGGAAAGCAAAAAGUGACUUAUUUAAUAUCACAUGUAUCAUUAGUGUGUAUUAUCACAAGUACCUAUUAUCUCAUAAUCAUUACAAUAAUGUAGCAAAUUGUUAUAAUGACGAGUUUGGUCAAAACCCUAAGGAAUCACCUUGUGUCCGAUUCAAUAAAUUUUAAUUUUCAAAUUAUCAAUGAAGAAAAAACUGUUCCAGUAUGUUUUAUUAAGUAGACGUUAAUAAAAGAUUUGUACAUUUCGUUCUAAACUAUUUUAGUUGGUGUGGUUGAAAUAAGCUAAAUGUUAUUGGGAUAAUGCAUCUAUAUAGUCUAAUAUAUUACAUAUCGUUCUGCGCUUUCUGUUAUAUCAUAGCAGACUGUCGGUGUGUUUGUGUUAUUGUGUACCUACAUUGUCAAGUCAUGUUCUUAAUAUUCACUGAUUUUCUGUGUGCCUCCUGCUAAUCAAUAUAUCUCAUGAAUUGCCACUAUGUUGGAAAAGUUUAAAUCCAAUUAAGCUGCCAUAUAUGCCAAGCUAUAUCGUUUUAUUCCAUACAAAUUUACUAUUGAAGCAAUGGUUUGACUUUUGAGUGUUGUUAAGUAAUAGGAAAUUCAAAAUGUGUCCUAUUAUAAAUAUACCGUGUAUAUUUGAGCAUAUGCAUUUUGUAGAUACAAUAAUCCUCUCAUUUGCAAACUAAUUGUUGUGAUGUUACUUGAAUUCGUGCUUAG